AUGGGUCUCUUUGGCGGCAACAAGAUGCCAGUGCAGGGCAAGACUGUUCUGAUUACUGGUGGAUCGGAGGGCAUGGGUCUCGCCGUUGCGACGCAGCUCUCUGCCAAAGGUGCCGAUUUGAUCCUCGUCUCCCGCAGUGCAGCCAAGCUUGAAGAAGCCAUCAAGACGGCCAAGGCCGCCGCUAAAUACCCGUCGACACAACGAUUUCACUACAUCACCGCUGAUGUCUCCGUGCCCUCGUACGCCGACGGCGUCGUCGCCGACGCCACGGCAUGGAACGGCGGCCGCGCACCCGACAUUGUCUGGUGCAUCGCCGGCGUCUCCGUGCCCAAGCUCUUUGUCGAGACCGAGGCAGUGCUACUGCGCCGGCAGAUGGAUAUCAACUUCCACGGGACCGCCGACAUGGCGCACGCCAUCCUGCGCGCCUGGCUCGCCCCCGACGCCGACGCGACCCCUCGACACCUCGUCAUGACAUCCAGCGCCGCCGCCCUUUACACCAUCCCUGGCUACGCGGGUUACGCCCCUUCCAAGUGGGCGCUGCGCGGCCUCGCCGACACGCUCUCGCAAGAGGUGCUACUCUACCCGCAGGACGUCCGCGUCCACAUCGUCUUCCCCGGCACCAUCCUCUCGCCCGGCUUCGAGGUUGAGGAACGCACCAAGCCCGCCAUCACCAAGCAGCUCGAGGCCGCCGACCCCAAGCAGACGCCCGACGAGGUGGCGCGCGCCGCCAUCCGCGGCCUCGAGACUGGGCACUUCAUGAUCGUGGUCAACUGGCUCGGUCAACUGAUGCGCUUCGGCGUCAUUGGUGGCUCCCUCCGCAACAACUGGAUAAUCGACACCCUCGGCGCCUGGCUGGUGCCCAUUAUCUGGAUCUUUGUGCAGUAUGAUCAGGUCAGCACCGUGCGCAGCUUUGGCAAGAAGCACGGUCAUCCCAGCACGUAUACCAGUAUCCAAAAGUGA
Cordyceps militaris CM01 is the source of this 960-nucleotide messenger RNA. Its product is annotated as 3-ketodihydrosphingosine reductase. Lineage: Eukaryota; Fungi; Ascomycota; Sordariomycetes; Hypocreales; Cordycipitaceae. Gene Ontology annotation, biological process: sphingolipid biosynthetic process. The transcript is spliced from 3 exons. The coding region runs from base 1 to 960 and encodes 319 amino acids. The record is from RefSeq and is a predicted model, not a curated record. Gene Ontology annotation, cellular component: endoplasmic reticulum membrane. Gene Ontology annotation, molecular function: 3-dehydrosphinganine reductase activity.